AUGUCUUCCUCGACCAAGCCCGACGAGCGUAUGAAGGCGGAGGCCGACCAGGCUCUGCACACCCAGGAGGACCUCGACUGCCCAGGCUUUGAAUCCAGCCGCGUGUUUGCGCUCUCUGCGCAGCUGCUCGCCAAUCCGCCGGAGGGUUUUCCUUCGCGCAAGCGGCUGCUCCGAUCGCUCCAGAGCAUCUACCUCUUUGUCAUCCAGCCCUCGAGUGCCAUCGACCCAUCCAACCCACGCACCAAGCCCGUGGAUGGUAAGGUGUCGACGUCCGGAGGCGCGCUGCGUCCUGCCAUGUGGUACGCCGACAUGAAGAGCAAGGGCGUCAUCGGACGCGGACAGCCUCCCAAGACCGUGCUGGGCCGAAAGCGCAAGGCGGAUGUCGUGAUCGAGUGUCGAGACCGCGAUUUCAUGGAGCUCGCAACCGGCAAGGUUCAGGCGCAGCGUCUCUACAAUGAAGGAAGGAUCAAGAUCCGUGGCGAUCUUGACCGCGCCCUCAAGAUCUCGUCGCUCAUCUCGCACGAGCGAUCCAAGAUCUACGGCACCUCGCCUGCCUCGGCCUCCGUCGAGGAGAAGGUGGCCGCCGUCGAUCAUGAGCGUGAAGGCCAUGCCUCGCGCAACGACGACUACGGCGCCGGCAGCCCCGCUCCGAUCCCGGACCCUUUUCGCAGGAUGGCUACGCCGAACCUGACGACAUCGUCGUCAGCGUUGCUCUUGCUAAGAGUCUUGACCACCAGCGCCCCAAGUGUCAUCCAAAGCAGCUCGAGUCACCGUCAGCUUCUGUUCAGUCCAUCCUCGGCUAAGCUGGUGAGAAGAAAAGCGGCUCAAGCUCGUCUCUGUCAUGCAACCAGCGUGCGGCGCAGCCGAUGCACGGAUAACGCUAGGCCCUUUGGCCGGCCUCCUCAGCUGCGCUCAUAUGAAGGCUCGAGCGCUGCAACCCACAGCCGCGACUGCUUCUGGCCUCUUCAUUUCGUCCACGAGCGGCAGCAGCAGCAGCACACGCUGAUGCUCGGAAUCUCCCUGCCCGGAUCAGCCAUGGAGGUCUUUAUCGGCAACAUUCCUCCCAAUCUCGACACUGGCAAGAUUGAGCGUUUCAUCUUUGCUGUUGUCAACACAGAGCAGGUGUUCGGCUCGGGUGCCAUUCCCUCGUACGGUUCUAGCACGCCGCCGGCUCCGCCUGCCACCACGGCCAUCGUGCCGAUCAACAAAGGCUUCUUCUUCAAGCGAGUCCCGCGAAACGAAGGUUUACACUUUGGCUUCCUUACUUUUGCCCGUCGAAAGGUGGCUCUGUGGUUCAUCGAAUACACCCAAUGGCAGCCCUUUGUUCGCAACCACGGUCUGAGAGUCAAGGAAGGCAGGGAGGAGCCUUUGCCAGCCUUCGUGUCUGCCAUCGCCGAAAACGCAACAGAUCAGCAACCCUCGGCGAGUGUGCAAAAGGCGCCUCCCAAGUACUCCUUUGGCGUCGCCCACGUCGGCUACUGGGGAGCGCCCUUCCGCUUCAACUACACCCAUGCCUACGUUGGCGGACGUCUUUACCUCUCGAUUGAGGACAAGAACGUCAUCCGCAUCCAGCUCAAUCAUGACACGGUCACCUUUCUGCCGCGCGACGUCAAAACGUUGACCCUCAGGCAGGUCAAGUCCGCUGGUUCGACCGCUUCGGACGUCGGUUGUGUCAUGUUUUUCGAACUGAAAACAAACCCUCGUAUCGAGGGAGACUUGCGUCACGGCGACGACGCUCACGCUUUUCGCCUUCCAACAAGGAUCAUUCAACUCAUCUUUGGCAAAGACAAGCGCGCUAGUGAUGACUCCCAGAACCUCUGGAGACGUCUCGAGGUUCUGCUUGCCGGCGUUCCGCAGCUCAAGUACAGCAAAAUUCAGACCUACCAGGACAAAAAUGCGCCAUUCCUGGCCAAGUUCUUCCAACGCAGCAAGAGCCUCGACGUCGAGUUGGCCUUGCUCCGCGAGUCUCUGCUUCGUAACGAGCUCCUGAACAUGUCGGCGCUCGUGAAGCUUUCGCCCAAACUCGACCACAUGAUCAAUCAAGAUCAGCAAGCUCUCGCUCUGCGUGUCCUCAAGAACCUGGUCCCCAAGCUUGAAGCCCGACAGGAGAGGGGCGUCGACGAGGAAGCGGUGCUCCGAGUUUCGCAGAAGCUGUGGGAAGAGGCCUGCGCAGAGGCCACUGGGAACGAUUCCCGGGGAUUCCUCUCCGUCCUCGACCCGACUCCUUCGCCGGAUGACGAUUAUCUGUCCAAGACUUUUAGCAUCGAUGUGACGCCCACCCGUGUUCUCGUCUCUGGCCCUCACACGCACGUAUCGAAUCGUGUCAUCCGAGCGUACAGCGACCAUUGGCACCACUUUGCUAGAGUUACGUUCUCCAACGAGGACCGCGGAGGCGCUACGACCAUCAAGGCCAACUAUGGGCUUGUCGAAAGCGAGCGGUACAUCCAAUCGCGUGUGCUCAAGAUUCUGCAACGCGGCAUCAAUGUGGCUGGGCGACACUGGGAGAUGCUGGCAUGGUCGUCGUCGAGCAUGAGCGCGCACACCGUCUGGUUCGUGACGCCAUUUCGCGACAAAGAUGGAUCACACGUUCACGCCGAAGUCAUUCGCCGCGAGUUGGGAGACUUUACCGACGUCGCGAGGUAUCCGGCCAUGUACGGCGCCAGACUGUCGCAGGCAUUCAGCGCAACUGCACGCACAGUCGAGGUCGAUUCGUCACUCAUUCUUCACAUGCCCGACAUCGAGACUCCGGACCGGAAAAUGGCCUACACGGACGGGGUCGGCCAGAUCUCACCGGAGCUGAUGGCCGAGGUGUGGGAGAAGUAUGUGACGUCGGCGCUAGGCGAGCCGCGAAAGCGUAAAUUGCUCAAGGCUGCCGCCCCUUCGGCCAUUCAGAUUCGUAUUGGUGGUCACAAGGGCUGUCUGACCGUCAACCCAAGACUGCAAGGGAAGCAGCUUGCGCUUCGUCCGAGCAUGUCCAAGUUCGUAUCGCCACAUCAAGAUCUCGAGGUUGCCAAUUCCUCGGCGCGCUGUCUGUCCGCCAAGCUCAACCGUCCUCUCAUCAAUGCGCUUGAUGACCGCGGCGUGCCAGCCACUGCUCUGCUCGACAUCCAGAAAGAGGCUAUCGCCCACAUCGGCAGAGCACGCACGCACUUCGACGAGACGGCGAGGCUGUGCUCAGCAUAUAGCUUUGGCACGGGCUGCGACCUUCACAUUCUCUUUCAGAAGCUGCACAAGCACGGCAUGGGGACGAACUCGAUCCACAGCGACAGCUUCUUCCUUGUGCUGGCCAAGGCCGUCAUAGCUGCUGCGCUAGGCGACAUGAAGCGCAAGGCUCGCAUUCCUGUCCGCGGCGUCACGCUCAUCGGGGUCGCCGACGAAUUCGCUUUCUUGAAGGAAGGCGAGGUCUUUGCGCAGGUCGAACAUGUCGACCUCGGGCAGGUCAGACGGCGAGUGCUUGUCGGAACCAAGCUGAUCGGCCGUUCUCCUACAGUCGAUCCAGGCGACAUCGCCAUGGUCAAGUGUGAGGAGGCGAUCUGGACGGCGAUCUGUACACGAUCUACGAGGACGAGCGCUCUGUACACGAUCUACGAGGACGAGCGCCUCUUCCUCCCUACGCCGCAACCGGGCACGACCUUCCAUGCCAAGACGAGGCCAAAGGAGCUCGAUCGGUACUGCGACUCGACGGACUUGGCGAACUUCUUCGCCGACUUUAUGCUCAACGACUUUAUCGGCUUGGUUUCGCAUAUGCAUCUGCGCAUUGCGGAUGCAAGUAAGCGGGGCUCGCUCGAUGGUCGCUGCAAACAGCUCGCCAUGCUGCAUUCGCAAGCCACUGACUUUCGCAAGACCGGCGUUGCGGUCAAGCGCACACAGCUGCCACGCAUGGACGAGCCCAUUAUUCCGGACUUCCUGGCGCAGGGAGAGCCUCGACAGGGAAGAUUGACCUACUUGAGCACGCGCGUCCUCGAUUACCUCUACCGCGCCGUUAGCUGGAACCAGACGGACACGCCUUCGCUGGACAAGAACACGGACCCCGAGACCGGCCUCGAGCCCGAUUACACCGAGGACUACGGCGAUGAGGACGACUUGGCCUCGGAGAUCGACAGCGAGUUUGGCAGCGACUUCGAUAGUCUUGUGGAGCAGCAUGUGCCGCAAGGCGCAGCACGUGAUCCUUCGGCGCGCGCCACCUUCAAGGAUAACACCUUUCCGGAUCUGCUGGAGCGGAUCGCACAUUCCAACACCGAUUGGCUGCCAACGUCUGCGUCGGACGCAGACUCGGACGAGCAGACCGUGGUCGAGGAGGGAUAUCGCUACGUUUCGCUGUUCAUCGAGUUCACACGAAGGCUGCGUAGCCUUUCGCGGAUGAUUGCAGAGUAUCAUCCCGAGAACAACGGCUCCGCGAACGGGAUCGGCGGCGCGAUGCUGGUGUCGGAGGUGCAUCUGCUCACCGGCCGAUUGCCGUGGGCCAAGGUGGCGCGGAAGACGUGCCACGAUCGCGACAGCAAGGUGCUGGACAGCAUGCAGCCGCUGUGCGCUCUGCUGCGCAAGAACAUUUGCCGCAUCUCGGAGGCGGAGGCGUUUGCGCCGCCGGUCAAGUCCCAGAUCGUCAAGACCGAGGCCGAUGUUCAUCCUAUUGCGUUCACGGGCGUCGCAUCGUUGGCGGCAAACGGCGCGUCUGGAUCUCAGCAAACGCGCGUGCAGUCUGGGCCAGCUGGAGGGACAGGCCAGACCAGCAGAGCUGCCUCGGAUUAUGGCAGUCAUCGCAACCCGAUUGAGAUCGACUCGGACUCGGACUCGGACUCGGACUCGAGCGAUGACGUGACCGUGAUCGGGUCGCGACGUGGCUCGUUCGGACCUAUCGGGUCGCAGCCUCGGCGACCUCUGGUGUCAGUGACGAAUGUGGUGCCGCCAUCCUCGCAGGCGUCCGCGCCAUCUUCGCAGGCUUCCGACGCAGGGUCGAAGCGAAAAGCGUCUCAAGAUUUACCCUUCACGCGCUCGCCUCGAUUCUCUUCGAAGUCUUCCUCGCACGACUCGAGCUCCACUCGCAACGCCGCCACUGUCGCCGAGGAAGAGGAGGCGGAAGAGGGUGAAUUCACCGUGGUCUCGGCGCAGAAGGUGGUCGACUCGCUGUGGCGGGCGUGCUGCUUCUUUGCGUCGCCGCAUCGGCCGCGGUACUCGAACGUCUACGGCUACAACACGUUUAUGAUCACCCUCGUGCUGCAUCUGCUGUCGAUGAUCGAGACGCUCAAGCAUUUACAGCGCAACACGAUGCGGCGCACGGGGCGUCAGCCUGCCAGGCCGGCGCAGACGACGCAGACGCAGGUGCAGUGGGACGACGCCGCGUCCGAGGCGUACACCGAGGACGACUACUCUCUGACCGAAGACGCCGUGUCGGCACUCACGCUGGGCACGAUGCUCAUGGAUCUCUCACACACCAACGCAGGCUACGACUGA
Messenger RNA from Moesziomyces antarcticus, 5451 nucleotides. RefSeq names its product rdRP-domain-containing protein. NCBI's taxonomy places the organism in Eukaryota, Fungi, Basidiomycota, Ustilaginomycetes, Ustilaginales, Ustilaginaceae. The transcript has 7 exons. The coding region runs from base 1 to 5451 and encodes 1816 amino acids. Gene Ontology annotation, cellular component: nuclear RNA-directed RNA polymerase complex. Gene Ontology annotation, molecular function: RNA-directed RNA polymerase activity. The record is from RefSeq and is a predicted model, not a curated record. Gene Ontology annotation, biological process: siRNA processing.